CGAAAGGAGACACCGUAGCCCGCUCUCGACUUUCCUCCCCCCUCAGCUGGGGGCUGGGAGUCACUGAACCCUGCUCCAGGUGACCGCAGUUCGGGAAGGUCGAAGUGGCGCUGCCCUUCCUGGCAGGGCCGUGCUGCUCCGGAGGGAGGAGGACGCAACCCCACUCCUGCCUCUUAUUUCCUUAUCCCCACCGCCGCCUGUUCCCAGGGGUCCCCGACGACCCCGCAACUACAACGACACUUCUCAGCGGCCGGUUCAACCCUUCUGGGAGCUGUUUGUCAACAUACUGACUACAGAAAGUGUCAGGUAAUUAAGCACGGCAUCAUGAAGAUUGAGUUACUGCCAGCCCUAACUGAUAACUACAUGUACUUGAUCAUUGAUGAAGAUACCAAGGAAGCGGCUAUUGUGGAUCCAGUACAACCCCAGAAGGUUGUGGAAACAGUAAAAAAACAUGGAGUGAAACUGACCACUGUUCUUACUACCCAUCACCAUUGGGACCAUGCUGGGGGCAAUGAGAAGCUCGUCAAGAUGGAACGUGGGUUGAAAGUAUAUGGGGGAGAUGAUCGAGUUGGGGCCCUCACUAACAAAGUGUCACACCUUACUACGAUACAGGUGGGAUCUCUCACUGUCAAAUGCCUGGCAACACCAUGUCACACUUCUGGACACAUCUGUUAUUUUGUGAGUAAGCCCAAUAGUUCAGAGCCACCUGCUGUUUUUACAGGUGAUACCUUAUUUGUAGCUGGUUGUGGGAAGUUUUAUGAAGGAACAGCAGAUGAAAUGUACAAAGCCCUGCUUGAAAUUUUGGGCCGUCUUCCCCCGGAAACAAGAGUGUACUGCGGUCAUGAGUACACCAUCAAUAACCUCAAGUUUGCACGUCAUGUUGAACCAAACAAUGUUGCUAUUCAAGAAAAGUUGGCCUGGGCUAAGACAAAAUGUGGCAUCGGAGAACCAGCUGUACCAUCUACUAUUGCUGAGGAGUUUACAUACAACCCAUUCAUGAGAGUGAGGGAGAAGACAGUACAACAGCAUGCAGGGGAGACAGACCCUGUGACCACCAUGAGGGCCAUCCGAAAGGAGAAGGAUAAUUUCAAGGUGCCCAAAGACUGAAGUUCCCCGCAGGAAUGAUCACAAUGCAAAUUCCUCCUGCUAGUCCUUUUUACAGUAAUUUGGGUAUUCUGAUGUUUUAGGUAAUUAAUUUCUCUGUUAUUGUGGGAGAAUCAUUCUUGUUUGUGGUUUGUGUUUUAUUUUAAAAUUGUCUUUAAAAGCCCUUUGUUUCUUUUGCCAAACAUUCUGUGGCAUAUUUAUAAGAUAAAAAAUUUAAAGAAUAUUUAUUCAUAUAAUUUUUGCUUUCAGAUUCUGUAAUGAUCAGUUGUGAUUCUGCAAGCACGCUUUCCUUAAGGGCUUAAGGGGAGAGGAGAUACUCUAAUGUGGUCAAUACUAUGCUUUCAUGAAAUACCCUUACCCUGGAAACUGACCCCAGCAAGAGGCUCCAGGCUUUGUUUGCAGCCCAGCUAGCUUUUUGAGCUGUUUUCAACUCCUAAGUUCAUAUUUGUGCUGAACAAGUCUGGCCAAACCCUAGGGAGACACUUGGGCCUGGACCCAGAGGGAGGGAGAAGAAGGUCUGGUCAGUAUUACAAUUUGGACCCUUUUCCUUCGUUGCUCCUCUACAGAAGAAGUCUUUCUUGUUGCUUCAAGUUGACCCAGCAUUUAAAAUGAGUUCUCCUUUCCCAGUUCUUUACUUUAGACCCCUCUCUAUCCUCAAGAUAACUUCUAGGGCCAGAGGCUAAUGUUUGGAGUUAAUGUUUUGCAGAAUUUUAUGCCAUUAUUUUCCAUUGCUCGUAUCAGCAAAAAUUGUUGAGGUCAUGUCCUCUGUAAAGUUGGCAUCCCAUCCCAAUCUGAAUAGGAUCUGGAGGGGGUAAAAAAGAACCUUUGAGAGUAUUAUCUUGGUUUGAGAGAUUUAAAGAUUCAAAAACUUGAAAACAUCCUUAAACACGUAACAUUGCUGUAUAUAGAAAUUCAGUUUUCAGAUAUUAAAGACUCUUAACUCCACCAAAGCCAAGUAACGUAGACAUCUGCUUUGCUGUUUGCUCUGUUUCUUGACUUGACAUGAAUCGCCUAUUUAAGAAGGAGCCUCUGUCCCUAGGCAGAUGCUUACAAGUGUAUUCUGUCUGUCCAAGAUUGUGUUAUCAUUAUUAAACAUUAAGUGGCCUCAGCUCUUACUACGUGAUAGACUGAAGUCCCAUAGCAACCUGGAGUUCCUUUGAUAUAUUAAGCCAAUGUCUACUCUGAGUGGUAAUGGAAACCAUUCUGGAGAGCAUGUGACAAAGAUCAUGCCAUGACUGUCCCCCUGUUGGACAGAAAUAUGUCUAGGAAGAUAGGAAAGGGUUAACUGGCAGAGUGGCAAGGAAUGCUUGGAAAAAGAAAGUCCAUCCUUAUUCAGUCCAUGGAACUCAUGCUUGCUCCUUUAUGGCUACUGUCAUGGCUAAAACUGGUCUCCAUAAACUGGUUUCUUCCAGUUGUCAAAAAACAGUAUUUUGUGGCGUUUUUCCAGCUAUAGUGAUUCAUCUUGUUGUUAGAUAUGGUCAAAAACAUGCUCUUUGCCUGGGAAGGUUUUAUCAAAGGGAACUUGAAAUUUCUUUCCUAUAGAGAUGUAGCCAUCAUAUGCAAUGGAUGUUCAAAGAGUAAGCCUUCUCCUACGUUGAUAACUGCAUUUAGCCCCUAAAGUUCCAGUGUCUCUUUUAAUAACAUGUGACCCAAGAUGUUGGUAUAGUGUGGUUUCUUUUGGGCACAUUACUUCAGAUAGUAGGUUUUAAGCUCAGUGCUGGCAGGGGUUUCAUUAACAUUUAAAUUUUUUCUAUGUUUCUAAGCGGGAGGGAAAAGGGUAGUUCAGAGCCUUCAAACACAGCAUGAUUGUUAAGUGACGAGAGUAGUUUCUUUAAGUCGUCAUGGAAAUUUGUCUCAUUUCUUUAUAGCCACGCCCUGCAUUUUCACUCAGAAAGGGUGACCCUGGGAGGCCAGCUCUCCAGUAACGAAGAACCAAAGCAGGGGACACUUAAGAGUGGCUAUUUUGGGUGCUUAGUGAGUUGUGUUUUUGGUUUGUUUUUAAUGAGAAAGUGACUGGGCCCAGGGUGAAUUAGGUUGGCUUGAUAAGAACUUUUUUUCCUCUUUGCCUCGCCUAUGAGUGAGGACAUAAACCUGUUUCUGUCCGGUCCCUUUUUGUCUCAUCAUCCUCCAUUAAAAUUUGACUCCUAGAUUGGUCACGACUGACCAGAGCAGGGCUUGCUUAGCUCCCUUUGCAGAAGUGAGGAGGAAGAAGAAAGUGAGGAAGACUAUGGUCUAAAACUAUAGAAAUUCCCAGAGAAGUCAGGUCUCAAUUGGGCAUCUAGAAUGACAGUGGAAACAGUUACAGUUGCUGAGUCUUGCUUUUCAGAUAAAGGGACUUUUACCCUUUUCUCACUUGCCAUCCUCCCAUGGGAGGUCCCUGAAUGCCACACAGCUUUGAGAAAAUCCUACCCCAUGUGAAUCCUUGCCAUAGUCCCACCGUCUGAUGUGCUUUUAGUGCCCAAGAUAAAAUAGAAACAUAAUUAAUGAUAACUUGCUGCCCCCACCCAUUCUCUAGUGGGGCAUUUCUGUCGUUGGCUAAUCUCACUUGUGGCUACUGUUACCAUUCAGUAGAAGUUGGAGUUUAACACCUCUCGAGCACAGACAAAAUGCCACCAGACCCUGAACAAAUGGUCUCAGACACAUUCUCCAAGCAGAGGUCAGCCUUCAGGGUUGCUCAUGUCCUAUUCAGAAAACAGGCCAAGACACCGGAGAAGUUGGGUUACUUCACACUGGGCUUCUCUGGAGGUGCUGAGGUAGGGAGGUGAAGUGGUCCCCAUUCUGUAAUUGCCCACUGACUGGCAAGGAGAAGAGGGCCUCUGGUACUCCAGCAGCUCUCUCUCCAGCUCACAGACUGUUUCUAGUUACAAAGUUUCAUUUCUGCAUUUGAAUGUGGGGGUCAGGGCUUGAAUCUUUUUUUUAAUAAGUCUGAGUUUAAUUUUAUGAAAAAUAGGCAGCCAUUGGCUUGCCCCUCUCAUGCUAUGCAAGGUGACGAAGCCAGUGUGUAAGCCCAAAGGCAGCUGUGAAUCAGUGAGCCUGUGAGGGGUGUGUAUCCACUCUCCUGUGGGAAGGGAGAAUUCCUGCCGCUCCCUAUUGGAGGGGAAGAUAGAACCUGUGUCUGUUCUGCACUUUGAGCUCCUCAAAGAGAAACACUGUGGAGUAUUAUUCUUGUUUCUGAAUUAAUUUUAAUCUUCUGUGAUCAGUGUUGAGUAGGCUUGCGUGUAAUGGUUUCGCUAAUAAACCCUUCACUGUUGAAAAUAGAA
Molecule: messenger RNA, 4364 nt
Organism: Trichosurus vulpecula (common brushtail)
Lineage: Eukaryota; Metazoa; Chordata; Mammalia; Diprotodontia; Phalangeridae
Gene: HAGH
Product: hydroxyacylglutathione hydrolase
Exons: 9
Coding region: 325-1107 (260 amino acids)
Biological process (GO): glutathione metabolic process
Cellular component (GO): mitochondrion
Molecular function (GO): hydroxyacylglutathione hydrolase activity
Source: RefSeq, a predicted model, not a curated record